Xyrauchen texanus (razorback sucker) is the source of this 4878-nucleotide messenger RNA. RefSeq names its product N-acetyllactosaminide beta-1,3-N-acetylglucosaminyltransferase 2-like. Lineage: Eukaryota; Metazoa; Chordata; Actinopteri; Cypriniformes; Catostomidae. The record is from RefSeq and is a predicted model, not a curated record. Gene Ontology annotation, cellular component: membrane. The transcript has 3 exons. Gene Ontology annotation, molecular function: hexosyltransferase activity. The coding region runs from base 283 to 1476 and encodes 397 amino acids.
AUCUUCAUGAGCAGAUCUGAAGACCAGCAGGAUGUGAACAGGCACUCUUACGGCUGGGGUUGAAAGAUCUGGAUUUUCUCUUCACAUAGUCACUGUUUCUGUGACUUGCUCUACCGGAGUAUGGGCUAAAAUCAAUUUCUAGCACCUUAGCGUUAUACACUUGGAACCACCACAGUCUCACCUGUGCAGAGGUAAACACCCUACAGACAAACACUUUGGCCUGGAGUACUCAUUUCUGCUAGAAAACAACAUCUUCAGUUGUGGGGGGUGAGGCUCGACACCAUGCAGGGGCCUCGGAGGAAGGUUAAGGUCAUGGUGACGAUGACAAUGGUGUUUAUCUUCAUAGUGGUAGAAGUCUCUCGUAAUGCUGGAAAGGGAGAUGGCAACAAGAAUAAGCUGCUGAUUCCCUCAAAGCGUUUCUGGGCAAAAGAUGCUCCCAGUGAUGCCUUCUGGAAUCGCCAGCAACAACAGCUCAACUACAUAAACAACCGCAAUCUAGAAUAUCUCAACUCAACAAUUAAGAAAGUUCCAGACUGGUUCAACGACACAGUCAGUCUUGACACCUGUGAGCCAGACUUCAGGGUUACCACGCAAAUUAAGGAUUACAAUUCUCUUCCAGACCGCUUCAAAGACUUCUUGCUAUAUAUGCGUUGCAGGUCGUAUCCCAUCGUGGUGGACCAGCCGAACAUCUGCAAAGACCAACCUUUCCUCCUCCUAGCUAUUAAAUCUUUAGUUCCGCACUUUGAUCGACGUCAGGCGAUCCGUGAGUCAUGGGGCAAAGCUGGUCGCCUUGCGAACAAAACAGUUGUUACAUUGUUUCUUCUUGGUAAUGCAGCCACGGAGGACUACUUCCCUGAUCUUUCACAGAUGUUCAAUCUUGAGUGCUCCAUGCAUGGGGAUAUUAUUCAGUGGGACUUCAGGGACACAUUCUUCAACCUUACCAUCAAGGAAGUCCUUUUCCUGGAGUGGCUGACGACUCGUUGUUCUGAAGCUAGUUACAUCUUCAAGGGUGAUGACGAUGUUUUUGUCAACACUGUUCGCAUCAUUGACUUCCUCAGCAAUCUCUCCCAUGCUAAAGCCAAGGAACUGUUUGUAGGGGAUGUGAUUACCAAUGCUGGCCCACACAGGAACAAGAAGGUCAAGUAUUUCAUCCCUGAGAGCGUGUACAUUGGAGCAUACCCUGCAUAUGCAGGUGGAGGUGGUUACCUGUUCUCGGGACAGCUGGCCAAAAAAAUUUAUAAUGCCUCGAAGCAGGUGGCCCUCUACCCCAUUGAUGAUGUCUACACUGGUAUGUGCCUUAUGAAACUGGGCCUUGCGCCUGAGAAACACAAAGGCUUCAGGACCUUUGAUAUCGAGGAUAAAUACCGUGAUAAUGCCUGUGCCUACAACAGCUUGAUGCUGGUCCACCCCAGAAGUCCUCAGCAUAUGAUCAAAAUCUGGGCCUGGCUGAAUGACCCAGCCUUGAACUGUCAGUGAGCUCUCAGGAUUGCUGAUUGAGGUUUCGGCAGCUUAAAUAUUUUUAUCACUGUUCUGUUGUGAUUUAUCAUUAUUGUCAUUAUGUACAUGCAAACCUCAUGGUAAAACAUUUCAUGGUAAGGGUCAAGAGCAACAAAGAGCUGUUCAGAUAUACUAUCUAUCUAUAUAUAUAUAUAUAUAUAUAUAUAUAUAUAUUAUUUGUUAAAUGUGGCUCAAUUUCUGCCUACAUAGUAUUGCAAUGACUUGACAUAUUCUGCUAGUAAUGUUACAAGUAUUUAUAUUGUGCUUUUUUGACAACACUGGUAGUGAAGAUGCUGGAGAGAAUUUGAUGGGUAAUGCAGUUCAGCUGGUCUGAACAAGACACAAUGAAAAAAGACAGCUCACAUAUUAAUGAGCUUAGCUGUAUGUCUCUAUCAUUUUAAGAUAUUGUUUCUGUUUUUUCCUAGGGUCCAUUUGACAUUGUAAGUUAACAGUUUGAUUAAUGUUGUAUUAUGCUGUAGCUCUUUUGUGCUGAAACAAACUUCAAAGGGAGAGUUCACCCAAAAAUUCACUCAUAAUUUACUCAUCAUCAUGGCAUCCCAGAUGAGUAUGACUUUCUUCCUUCUGCUAUCACAAACAUUUUUAGAAGAAUAUCUCAGCUCUAUAGGUCCAUACAAUGCAUUUGAAUGGGUACCAAAACUUAGAAGCUCCAAAAGCACAAAGGCAGCAUAAAAGUAAACCAUAAAUCUCCAGUGGUUCUAUCGAUAUCUUCAGAAGCGAUAUAAGUUUGGGUGAGAAACAGUUCAAUAUUUAAGUCAUUUUUUACUAUCCAUCUCCACUUUCUCAUUCUUCUUGUGUUUUUAGCGCUCUGAGUUCUUCAUGCAUAUCACCACCUACUGGGCAGGGAAGAGAAGUUAUAGUAAAAAAGGACUUCAAUAUUGAUUUGUCUUGUAUCGAUUCUGAAUAUAUGAAUUUAACCAAUGGAGUCGUAUGAAUUACUUUUAUGCUGCCUUUUAUAUGCUUUUUGUACAUUUCACCAUUCACUUGCAUUGUGAGGACCUACAGAGCUGAAAUAUUCUUACAAAAAUCUUUGCUUGUGUUUAGCAGAAGAAAGUCAUACACAUCUGGCAUGGGAAUGUAGUGUUUGGUUUUUUGUAUUGUGUACCAUCUUGCUGCUUCAUGCACAACGAGUCUGAAAAUAGAGACAUUAAUAAUGUUAAUAUUAACAGAGUGCACAUUCCGAUUUCAUUGAGAGAGAGAGAUCAUUUUAGAGCUGUGUUUGUGGGAACAAAACUGAAUGAUUAAAAUUGGUUACCUACCAAACCUCUGCAUAUGUUCUUAAAUGAACAGUUCUCCUGAAAAAUUACAAUUCUGUCAUUUACUCACCCUUAUGCAACAAAAAAAGGAGAUGGGCAGUAUGUAAGUCUCAGUCACCAUUCAUUUUCAUUUCUUUUUUUAACUAUAAAAUGAAAGUGAAUGGUGACCGAAGCUAACAUUCUGUUUAAUAUCUCCUUUUUUGUUCCAAGACAGUCUAAUGGGUUUGAAACAACAUGAGGGUGAGUCAAUGUUCCAUUGAAAUCAUUCAUUUUGCAAAGUAGACAAUCAAAUGCAAGUACAAAUCCUGUUGUUAUAAUAACAGAUUAGCCAAUUCUAGUCCUUGCUGUAUAUUACUUAAGUCAUAGAAAUGCACACACCACUGAAGUGUUACAUUCUGCUGUAGCAUUUCUUUAUAUACAAAAUCAUGCACUCAUCCAAAUAUUGCUUAUAAUUUUACUGAAAAGGCUGACUAAUGAUCUCUUUAUUUGAAUCCUUUGUAAAAUACUUGACCUUCUCAGGAUGUGUCCUCUGGCAAAAGUAAGUCCAAAAAUCGCUUGUAAAUAAAUAAUAUAAAAGUUGUGAUAGAAAAUUACAAAGUGGUAGGUUUGUUUGGUUGCAUUUUCGAUUUUAAAUCAAGGAAUACUGUAAUUUUUGACUAAACAAAUUAAACCAGCAUGCGGCUCACAAAAGCCAAUUUUCCAACCCCAGAUUAAGCCUGUUGCUCUUUUGAUCACUGUGUUGCUGUUUUUUUCCCCCUCCCAUAAAAGAAGGCAGGAACAGUUUCUGAGGUGGCUUAUUUGAUUACUGAUUUCAAUAGAAUGGCUACAAAUGUGUGACAGUUAGUGGCCCCUGCUGGUCGGUAAGGAUAUGUUUUUCUUCUUCUUUAUUUUUUUUUAAUUUUUAUAUAUAUAUAUAUAAUUUAUUUGAAGAAAAACUGAAAAUGCUGGCACUGAAACCAUGCUAUUGCCCACCAGGUUUCAUCCUGAUGGAAUAUAUAAAUGGCAUGUAUAGGCAGCCAGUCAACUAGUUGUUAAAGCUUAUUUUUCUGUUCUUGUUUUUUGUUAUUUUGGUUGGGGUAUUCAUCAUCACAGCUGUGAUACUAAAAAGUGGCCUGGUUAUCAUGAUUAGAUCCAUAAGGGCUGUAUCCAUCCAGUCUACAACUACUGUUAUCUGCUAAUUUUAGGUCUGCCUCAUUUAUUGUUCGCUGAAUAGGUAAAUCAAGCUUGCGUCAUAGUUGCGCCAACUGUUUUUAUUUUUAAGUUAUUCAGUCAUCUAUGAGGAAUGAGGGCCAUAAGGAUGUUUUAUUUCGCCUCUCAGCUGAUGGUAAAGCACAACAUGUAAUGGCCUAAUCUAGUGUUUAAUGAGAGAGACAAAGUGUUUACAUGUAUUCAAAAAUGGUCAAAAAGCUUAUAUUUAUAAACUACUAUUUUAUGACAUUCUAGGUUGUUCACAAUGAUCUAUUAGUACACGAUUUUAUACACUGGUAUUUAUUACACAAUCUCUUCAGCUUUCAGAGGUUUCAGAACUCUGUAAAAUCUGUAUUUGCUGCAUGUGAUUCUCUUCUAUGGCCAUUGUAUGAUGGAUUAUACUUGCAUCUUUGCAUAACACUGCAGACAAUCCAACAAAAUGAACUCCUGUUCGGCAUCAUGCUUUUCACAACUGUAAUAUGUGUGUACCAAAGCCUGUUAAAAAGUAAUUUCUUCUUUUUUUUCUUUUUUUUUUUUGGUGCUGCGUUGUGAUAAUUGGGUCCAUAUGUCAAUCACGUUAAGAUAUCUGAAUGUAAAAAUUAUUUGAUGCGCUAGUUUAAUGUUAUUUAUGUGUAUAUGUAUAUACAAGCUCACAGUUGUCAUGUACAUCUCAGAAGUAAUUGUGAUGAAAUUAUUGGUGUGUUGAUGUCAUUGUGUCUUUUAGAAUCUAUUUGUAUUAUGAAAUUGUUUGUGAUGAGUCAGAUCUACAUGGAAUAUCUUUCAGGCAUUUUACUUUCCCCAAAACAAAAUAUGUUUAGAACAGUCAAAUUCGGAAGUUUUCAAAAAAUGUUGCCACUGAUUUAUAUGCUGAGAGAUGUGUGUGUGUGUGUGUAUGUAUGUAUGUAUGUAUAUAUAUAUA